CUAUUUGGUAGCGUAACAAGUCGGGACAAUUUGCACGGGCAUUUUUUUCCACCUCCCUUCUGGAACUUGCUUCAUCCAGCUGACACUGCUUCAAAGCCUUAGGCAGCUCUCAGACUCACAGAAGAAAUCAGUCCUAUCGGAGACACACAGAUGAACCAGGAAGCCAAAAUGAUAGAACUGCAGAUGUUGCUGUAUUUGGCUGGUGUCAAGAACCACUCUGUCCCAUCAUCUUACCACUGGCAUCAGCUUUGGGACUGAAUGCCUCUUUCUCUUCACGUGGUGACCGUGUCUGCGAUAGAGCAGAAGACCUCUGGAAGAUGAGCUCCCUGGUCAGCACCUCACACCUCCAGCUGGCCACCUUUGCUCUGGGGACGGUAGGCUGGAUCCUGUGCACCGUUUCAAUGGGAAUCGUGGAAUGGAGAGUGUGGUACGUGGACAACACCACCAUCAUCUCCUCUGGCAUUGCCUGGGUGGGGAUUUGGAAAGUCUGCUUCAUCAGUUACCUUCACGUCUCGCCUGGCUAUAAGGAACAGUUCUGCCAUAAAUUCAGUGGCUAUGACUCCUCCAUCCCCCGUGAAAUUUAUGCUGCUCAAGGUCUCCUGUUAAUUGCCAUGUUUGUGGGCUUGCUGGGACUGAUUGCCACAGUACUUGCUCUGAGAAACGUUUGUAUGGGCAUCACUCACAAAAGUCUCAUUACCCGUUUCUUCCUGGUGGGUGGCUGCUCCUACGUAUUUGCUGGUCUGUGCAUCCUGAUUCCCGUGAGCUGGAAUUUCUAUUCUGUAACGCACAAUCAGACCAUCGCUUUUCCUCCUUCUUCCUACAUGCCCUCCAGCCCAGUGGCGCAGGAAGCUGGUACUGCCAUUCCCAUUGGGAUCGUAGCUGUCAUCCUCCUGAUGCUAAGCGGGACUUUUUCUCUCUCGUACAGAUUAUCGGUGCCCACAAACACUACCACAACAUUCUGACAGGAUAAAUCCCCCCACGCUGUUCCAGAGCAAGAGCGUAGUCAAGACAUAAGGACAGCAGCACAAGUGAUUUCAUAGUCAAGGAACUGCAGGAUUUAGCUUUAGUCUUCAGUAGCCACACUAUUUUGUUACAUGAACCAGCUGAAUUACCAUCUUAAUUGUCACAUAUGACCAGAGGUUCAUCUUUGAGAUAACUGCUGUUGAACAGCAACUGUGAUUAAGAUUUACUGGUUAUCCUAUUUUGUAUAUACAAGUUGUUGAUUAAUUUAUUUUUUGUGUAAGAUAUUUACCAUGUUAAAGAGCUGACUCUGAAUUAACUGUCCUGAUAGAAAAAUGUGAAAUGACAUGUGUUAAAUGUGAACUUGUUUCCUUGUUGGUACUAAACUAUUUUGCCCAUUAUUUAAUUACAUCUGUAGCAAAGUACGUUCUGUGACAAGUCAAGACUUCUAAUACCAAUAACAUGAGUGUCAUCAUGGAUGUGUCAAAUAAGUCUUCCCUGAAUCGUCUUACAAAGGUCUUGCCAGUUUCUCCUCUUCCUCUAGGGCACAUAAAGAUCUGUGUUUUUAAAGCUUCUAUUUUUCUUUCAAGCUAUUUGCAUUUUAUGUUGCAACAUGUUUGCCUGUGGGCAAGGUGUGCUCUUAGUUCCUCACUUAGGCAGAGCCAAAAAGUCUGCAAGGGUUUGCUUCUUCAUCAGACACUUCACCAAAUCCAAAGGUAUUGCAAAAGACGGAAACAACUCCAAGUUAUUACAAAACUGCUGCCAAAAUCAGAACUCUCGGUAACCAGGAAUAUUGAGUACGACUUUCAGGGUAUGAUUAAUCUGAUGUAGACAUCUCUAUCUAAACUGGUCACUUCAGGCUCCAUUUAUAGUCAAUAUAGAGACAAAGACAGUCUUUUUUCCAAAAUAGAUGCCUAGAAUGGCUGGAGAUGACAUGCUCCCAACAAACCUGUUUCUCUUAACCCACUUUGAUGGCUGUAAUAACUACUGUAGCUAACUCUGGCGUACACAACCAAACUUCACCUAACCUGAAUGAAGUAACGUGAAAUUAAUCUGUCAUUUAAGAGCUAUUUCAUAUGUCAAUACCAUUAAAAAAAAAAAAAAAAA
Messenger RNA from Calidris pugnax (ruff), 2067 nucleotides. It is a transcript of the gene CLDN34, whose product is annotated as claudin 34. The transcript is spliced from 3 exons. Lineage: Eukaryota; Metazoa; Chordata; Aves; Charadriiformes; Scolopacidae. Bases 318 to 962 code for a protein of 214 amino acids. The record is from RefSeq and is a predicted model, not a curated record. Gene Ontology annotation, biological process: bicellular tight junction assembly; cell adhesion. Gene Ontology annotation, molecular function: structural molecule activity. Gene Ontology annotation, cellular component: bicellular tight junction; plasma membrane.